Molecule: messenger RNA, 1800 nt
Organism: Epinephelus moara (kelp grouper)
Lineage: Eukaryota; Metazoa; Chordata; Actinopteri; Perciformes; Serranidae
Gene: pcmt1
Product: protein-L-isoaspartate (D-aspartate) O-methyltransferase
Exons: 8
Coding region: 104-787 (227 amino acids)
Biological process (GO): protein modification process
Cellular component (GO): cytoplasm
Molecular function (GO): protein-L-isoaspartate (D-aspartate) O-methyltransferase activity
Source: RefSeq, a predicted model, not a curated record
UCCGCCGUCUGCUCUGGAGGUCGUCAGCUUCAUCGGCAAAACAUUUGGCGCAGGCGCGGCACUGACAGCUGCUGUCUACUUACUCCGCAAAGUGUGUUUAAUAAUGGCCUGGAAAUCUGGAGGAGCCAGCCACGCAGAGCUUGUUAACAACCUCCGCAAAAAUGGCAUUAUCAAGUCCGACAAGGUCUAUGAAGUCAUGCUGGCCACAGACCGAGCCCAUUUCUCUAGGUGUAAUCCGUACAUGGACUCUCCACAGUCAAUAGGCUAUCAAGCAACCAUCAGCGCCCCACACAUGCACGCCUAUGCCCUGGAGCUUCUACAUGACCAGCUGUAUGAGGGAGCCAAAGCCCUGGACGUCGGCUCCGGCAGUGGGAUCCUGUCGGCUUGCUUCGCACGAAUGGUCGGUCCGAAAGGGAAAGUUAUAGGAAUUGAUCACAUCAAAGAGCUGGUAGACGAAUCUAUAACCAAUGUGAAGAAAGAUGAUCCCAGUUUGAUAACAUCAGGCAGAGUCAAGCUAAUAGUGGGAGACGGGCGAAUGGGGCACAAUGAGGAAGCGCCUUAUGAUGCCAUCCAUGUUGGCGCAGCAGCACCUAAUGUCCCCCAAGCUCUUCUGGACCAGUUGAAGCCUGGCGGCCGACUGAUCCUGCCCGUCGGCCCAGCCGGAGGAAACCAGAUGCUUGAGCAGUAUGAUAAGAUGGAGGACGGCAGCACCAAAAUGAAGGCCUUGAUGGGGGUGAUUUAUGUGCCUUUAACAGACAAAGAGGCGCAGUGUUCCAGGUGGAAGUGACUUCCUUCUCCCCCUCCUCCCCCCUCUCUCCUUCUCACAGUGGCAAAGGGAUGAACUUUGAAGAGGAAGACAGUCCAUUAUCCACCUUUAAGUUUGAACCUGGAGAAGCUUGGAUGGGGUCAGACAGCCCAUGGCAUUCUGUUCAAAGCAUAACAAAACGUGCUCUGUGUUUUUUUUUUUUUUUUGGUUAAAGUCUAACGAUGGACUAGAGUAUCACAUUGAUGACAGCCCAGAGGGGCAGGGAAGAGAGACUGCUUCAAGCUCAGCACAGAAAUAUUGGAGAGGGUGGUUUCGUUUUUCUUUCCAGGCCUGCAUCUUUUUGGUUGUGUAUUUUAAACUGCUGGAUUUUAGUUUUUUUUGUGGUUUUACCAUAUGAAUCGCAAUCAGCCAUUUUUACAGUGUUACAUUUCAGCACCAUCAAAGCUGAAUGUAAGAGGAAUGCCGGACAAUGACGAGGAAAGCCUGACAGUUUUUAGAUUAUUCACCUAGCUACAGCGUGUGUGUGUGUGUGGAUCAUCUAACUGUAGACUUCUCUGCUAACAUGAGCUUUUUCCCCCCUGCCAGCAGUAUUAGGAACACACACACACACGCAGGCAACACACUGGCUGAUGUUACCCCCACAUCCCGUUCGAUGUGCAGCACUCUUACAUCAUUCUACACAUAGAAUAAGCAGCGCAUUGGAUCAUACUGAGCAUACUCCAAAGAGAGCCGAGCACUAAUAACACCGACACACGUGCACAUGCAGGGCUGUGCUUUUUACACCUGGUGAUGUGUUGCUUUCUGCCGCUGUUUUUUUUUUCCAUUAACAAUUCGCGCAGGCUCUUCUAGUGACUGAUGCUAAGUGAGAUAGUCACUGCUUUGCCAAAAUAAACUCCAACAAUAUAAAGCAAAUGAAUGUCUGUUUUCUUGAAAUCAAAAAGUACAUUUUAUUUUGGAGUGAUGGAAGAUACUUGGCUUUCACAGUUUCUGGAAUGGCACAUGAAAAUAAAGAGAUGCUUAUGUUUUUGUCUGCC